Lachnellula hyalina is the source of this 1413-nucleotide messenger RNA. It is a transcript of the gene sds23, whose product is annotated as Protein sds23. Gene Ontology annotation, molecular function: protein serine/threonine phosphatase inhibitor activity. The record is from RefSeq and is a predicted model, not a curated record. NCBI's taxonomy places the organism in Eukaryota, Fungi, Ascomycota, Leotiomycetes, Helotiales, Lachnaceae. The transcript is spliced from 5 exons. The coding region runs from base 1 to 1413 and encodes 470 amino acids.
AUGGCAGAUCAUCCGGCUUUGCCAAUCGACGCGCCCGCGCGAAAUAGCACCGGCAGUCCUAAGAUCGGAGGCACCAUCAGCCACAGAUCCAGUUUCGCAGAGAACUUACGGCACUCUCCAAGGUCUCAACGACAUCCUUCAUUCACACAAGCGGCGGUACAGGAACUACUCAACCAUCCAGUUAAUAAGACCGCAGAUCCGAAAUUCGUUGGAAGGGACUGGAGGACUAUACACGUUGGGGAAUUGGUGAACAGCAGUGAUGUUAAGUGGGCCGAAAUCGAUACCAGUAUACAGGAUGCUACCACGAUGUUGAUUGAAGCCGGACCGCCGAAUGUAAUCCUUUUGCGGGAGAAGCCAGAUGACACAACUGCUGUUGGAACGUUUGAUUACAGUGAUCUCAAUGCCUAUCUUCUUGCCGUGGUUGGGCUGGGAAGCCCCGAGGAAAUCCAAAUGGAAAGCUACGACUCGAUCGCGAAGAGAGCCAGUGAAGGCAAAUUUAUCCCCGUUCGAGAGACUUCUACACUAGGAAAGCCAGAAUCUCUCAUAACCUUAUCCGCUUCCGAUGAUCUUGCAAAGGCUAUGGAACACUUUGGGAGUGGCGUUCAUCGAAUACUCGUCUGUAAAGAUGGCACAACCGAGGUCGUGGGUGUUCUGAGUCAGUUGAGACUGGUCAGAUUCAUGUCGGAAAAUGCUACUAGCUUUGCGGCCAUCGAUGCGCUCAAUCCAAUGCUUUUGAAGGAUUUGGGUAUCGGGACACCUUCCACGAUCGGAAUCAAUGGUGACGAGCCUUUGAAAGAUGCUCUUCGAUUGAUGCACAGUCAAGGCCUCACGAGUAUCCCCGUCGUCGACAACGGCUUCAAUGUAGUUGGAAAUAUCUCCAGCGCAGACGUUAAGCUUCUUACCAACUCAACCAAUCUUCCUCUGUUGAAGAGAUCUUGCAUUCAUUUUGUAUCGGUGAUACUCUCUGAGCGAGGGAUGAUCGACGGAAAGGAUUCGUUUCCAGUUUUCCAUGUUAGCCCCUAUUCCACACUCGGCCACACGAUUGCCAAAAUGCUAGCAACAAGAUCCCACCGAAUGUGGGUCGUUGAAUCAUCCUCCCCUUCCCCAUCUCCCGGUGCAACGCCUUCCAUGGGCUUUGCCAGUCUACAUUCACCGAACUCAUCUACCCCAACCUCUCCAUCGCUUUCAGGAUCUUUCCCUGUUUCCGCAGCCGCUUUGCCAGGGGCUAGGAUCUCCGGCCGACUAACUGGCGUUGUUUCUCUAACAGACAUCCUGAAUCUCUUUGGACGCCAAUCCGGAUUGAACCCAUUGAGUCCCAGUGAUCAGCGAGACCGAAGACGACGAAGUUCUAGUAGUUCCGUUCGACCAAGUAUUGAUUCUGUUAGGAGUUCCAGCAUGGAUAUUCGCCGCUGA